UAGGCUCCUGUGGCGGCUGCAGCCACAUGGAAGUUGAUGAUGAUUCUGUUUUUAUUUUCGACGUCAAGCUAGGUAAGCGUAGGGUGAGUUCGCUUUCGUUUUUGUAUUUGAUAUAGCAAGUACUUACAACCUCGCCCUCAUAACACUGUCCCUUUUGACUAAAGUCUAGUAUGGCCGUCCUUCUUAUUGCUUAAAUUCUAUCCCAUGUGAGCUUUUUACCAGUUUUUUGUCACGUUUGAGUUCUUCGUGCUAUUCUUGCUCUUAACGUCAAUCAGAGGAUCAUGUCGACGCCAGAAAAGAAGAGCAGUCCCGCCGAAGAUCUUUCUGCAGUAGAUGCAGAUGGAGCUGCGGCUCCUGGCGUACCGCAAGAGGAACAUCAAGCUGAGGAAGUAGAUCCGAGUCUAAAUUUGCUCUCAAAUACUAACCAGGAGGAGGAACAAGCUGUGGACUACUACAAUCUUGAUUCCAAUGUGGACACGACGCAAGCGCAGCAGCAGGAGCAGCUUCAAGAAGGGCUACGCCAGCAAGGUCCCCCUAGUCCGACGUCGCACCAUGCCUCCUCUCCCGGAGGUGGAUCCCCGGAUCGGGGCAGCGUGGUGAGCGGGUUUGAGUCCAUGCUCCGGCAGUUGCAGGAGGGAGUGCAGGGUGACUCGGACGAGCUGGAGGAAUCCGUGUCCGAUUCUCAAGAACUAUCGCCAGAAGAAGACGAGGAUGACGACGGAAACAUGAACGAAAGCGACGAAAACAAGUUCACAACUGAGGACGAGCGGAAUUUUCUGCAGCUGGCUGGCAUGCAAAAUCCACAGCUCGUUCUCCCGCCGGGUACUAUGGUCAAUCCAGGAGGACCAGCAGUUGGAGUUGCCCCCCCGGGAUCUCCACCGGCGCCGCUGGUGAACUUCGACCGCUUUCACUUUUCCGCCGAGGACGUGCAGCGACGAGAGUCCGUGUUGUGGGCCCGCAUCAACGAGUUAGAGAAAGAGUUGCAAGUUUUGCAACUGGAAGACAUCAGUCAACAGGGCGGCAGCAGCAAAAACACGACGGAGGAGCACGUGGUGGCUGGAGGCGCUCCAGGAGGACGGCGGAGCGGUUCGCUCCCAGGGGAUAAGAGCGGGGGAAGAAGUAGCGGUCCGAAGCAUGCUUUUGAUAACGCCGAUGAAGACCACGCCCUGCGGCAGCAAAUCGCCAGCACCGGAGAUCAGAUCGUCGGCGUAGAUCCCAUGGGUAUUCUUGCACAACUUCUACGCUAGAAAUUUAUAGAGUGCAGUACAAGUACAGUCAUGUAAUAAAAAUCCAUCCUUUAUCGCUCGGUUUUGAACUCGUAGCCGUAGGCACCUCCAACAUGCUUAGUUCUCCAUUGGCCCUGCUAUGCGUUCCGAACAAGAACUUCGCCGCAUUUCACUUAGAGACCAGACGUCAAAAAUAGACAUACGACAAAGCAAGAGCAACCCUUUUUAACUAUACAACCAGGUGGCUUGAUGAGCAGUCCGAACCGGGAGCACUUGUUGUUGAAAGACCAGCACCCCGUCUUAUCGCAAAUCCAAGAAGAGCAGAGCGGCCUCGAUCAAGACUACGACGCUAAUGUGGGCACCACCUCCGAGUCCGACCUGGCACCCUCCUCGAACAAAAAAGCGCCGGUGAUGGUGGAAAGUAACACACCCACCGACUACCUCCCUGCACCGGUGUACAUGGACGCGGACACCGAUAAGGAGUUGCAAUUGCUGAACCUGCGCAACGGCUUACCGCGGUACGCGCACCGCACGAAGAUGUCCGAUUUGCAGAUCAUGUCGACGGACUUCGGGCCGGCGGCUUCCUCUGGCGGGCCCGAAUCUUCGCAGCUCGUCGUCCCGUAUCCCAGUGCGGCAACGAAGCAGCAGGGAUUACCGACCACGGUCCAGAUGACCACGGGGGGGCUCGGCUCCACCACCGUGCCGACCGACACGGAGGUGUCCCACGCAACGACGAAGCGGUCCGAGGCGGAUCAGGAAUCGCUGCACGAUACUAACCUCAUUUCCUCGUCGAAGGCUGCCUUUGGUAGUACUACAACUAGUAGUGCCAACGUGGUUGACCACAGUGCCGGCCCGGCCAGUACUAGCACCGCAAGGCUCAGGGGUCCACCCACGACCAGCUCGUCCGCUGUUCCCACUAGUUCUACUUUCACGAGCAGCAUCAGUUCCUUGAUGACGAAGCACGAUUUCACGGAGGCGCAGACAUUCAUGCUGAACCUCGCAGUAAAAGCGAAGGAUGAGGCGAUUCAGCAGAACAAUGUGGACCGGCUGACGGUAGAGAUGAAGCGGGAGAAGCAGCUGAAGAAGUAUAUCACGGAAAACUCGAUGCUGAAGGGUCAAAUUAUGCAAAUGCAGCACGAACUUGGCUCCCUCCAAAUGGUGCAACAAAGUCGAGAGGAAAUGUGGUCGAAAACCUUCCAAGACUGCCAAAAGGUACUACAGUUCACUAGGAAAGAACUACCAGCACAAAUUUUUCUUUUUUCUGGUCUACUCGUCAAUGCAGUGUAAGGUGUAUCUAUGCUCUUUGAUGUUAUUUUUUCUUGAAGAAAUCUAUAUCAGCCGCAGGCGCAGCUUUUGAAUUUGAUAAACGUAAACCGUAUUUAUCCACACCAUUGACCACCUCCAGGCUCUCGCCACGAUGCAUUUGCACCACGAGCGACUGCGGCAGGCACUACAAAUCGCGGACCCGCACGCUGCCGCACAAUUGCUUGCGAACGAAAAGCAUUCGAUCAGCGGUUCGCUACCGCCAAUGUCCGUCAGCGGGGUGCCCACGGGAGCGUUCAUUCCGACGCCGAUGUUGUCUGACUUCACGGAAGGCACUAUGACCCAACGCUCGGCGACCGGAACCUCCAAGGCUCGCGGAAGCGCGUCGGUCGCCCCGCAACAGACGCUGACCGGGUAUCGUGGCGGUGCGGCCGGGCUCAGUGCCUUGGCUGUGCAGCAGAGCGCCACUGGAGCGGCGGACGCAGCGAUGAAUAUCGCGGUACCGACAGCCUCCGCCCACAUCCGGCGCGACGUGCUGGUGCAGCCUUCGCGGGGUGGAACAAGCCGCAGCAAUGCCGGCAGUAGGUUUGCGAAGGUCCUUGCCACCCCCUCCGAGCACGUUCCGCCAGCUGGAGGCUUCGGCGAACAGCAGGCUUCCGAACUGAAUACCAGGUCGUUUGGAGGACCAACAGCCUCCUCCACCGAUCAGGGCACUCGACGGUCGGCGAAUGUGCGGCGCGCUCCGGACGAUCAGCAGCCCGUGGAGCUGACGGCAGAGGAGAAGCAGCGGCAACUCGACCGGAUUAUCUCCGAGGUGGUCAAUUCCGCGUCCAGCUCCGCCACGGAAACAGACUCCUCCAAGCAGACGCCCGGCGCAGAUACGGGAGCAGCAGUCGAUUAUCAACAGCAGGCGUCCGCUUCUAGUACCCCGCAAAUCAAUCUCACCGGGGCGGAGAUUGUCGAAAAUUUUCUGCGCGAAAAGCAAGACCGGGCGCAGUUGCGGCAGCUACAGAAGCAGCAAAAGCAGAUGCAGAAGCAGCAGCUGUUGCGGGAACGGGCGGAACGCCAGAGCUACAAGCAACAGCAGCAGAUGGCGAGCAUGCAGCAAUACUUGCAGAGUACCAUGAUGAAUAUGAACACGGCCACUUCCUCUUCCACGUACUCGCAACCUUUGACGGGCGCGACGGAACACCCACAUUUCCCGAGCAAUGCAGGAGUAGUUGUAUCCUCUAUGCUUCCAACCUCCAUUCAGACGCCCCCGCCUCACAGUUACAACAUGCUCCAAACCGCCAAUCCCUAUAGUUUCGAUUACGCCGGGGCCGGGGGCGGGAAGAUGAACAGCCAGCAGCAGUACAAUCCGCCCAGCCGACGAGGAUCUUCCGCGAAGGAAGAACAUCAAAAGGGUAGCACUAGAAGCACGGGAGGAGGUUACCGGCCUCCGCCUUUGGUGAAGCAAGACAGCGUGGAUCGCGCAGCGGCAGAGAUCAUGAUGCAACAGGAAGAGGCCAGUCGCCUGCAGCAGGAGCGGAUCGCGCGGCAUCGGGAGAAAGUCAUGAAGGACCACAACCAAGGGGGGCAGAAGAAGGGAAAGAAGUCCGGCACGGGCUCGGAAAAGAGCUCCCCCAAUGACAGCUUAAACGCGUCGAGUCAGUCCGGGGAGACGGGGGAACAGAGCCGUGGCCCGGCUACGCAUAGUUCCGAGUCCGGAGGAGGCGGUGCACUGGGAGGUGAUCAUUCUGCGCAGCAAGUACAAGCGGGAACGCCGGGACGGCGAACGAACAAGGGUGGUAGCACUAGCAACGUUGCCACGACUCCUCUCUCACCUGGUCAACAACAACGCGGUCCUUCUGCGGCCUUUCCGCUUGGCCAGAAAAGUUCAACGCCUCUCCAACAGGCGGCGGCAUCCACUCCGAACCGGGAUGGCCGAUCCUCGACCUCGAAAAAACCGCUCGCGCCCAGCAGUCCCGACCUCACGGCGACGCAGCGCAGGGACCAGCUGAGCGAGCUGCUUGGGAUUUGGGCGGUCAACAAUACCGGAGAUGCCGCGACUCCCGAGAACAAGCGCUUGGACAUCGCCGUGCCAUUUCUUCCCCCCAGCGCCUACAACAGUGCUCAGUCCGCGCUCCUCGCGCAGUCCGGCGCGCACGCGAAGCAACAGGCCGCUCGGAAUAGCCGGGGCGGAGGAAGCAACAAUCCCGCCCGCCCGCCGGGAGGUGGAGGUGGCGACAAACACGGUCAAGGUGGUCGUCGAGGAAAGCCGGGCAAGGAACGCGGGGCCGGGAAUCGGUCCUACAAUCGCCCGGAAGGAAGUGCCGCCGCGCCGGCGCCGGUGAAUCUCCUUGAGAUGCAGGAAGGGAAUGACGUUGGUGGCCAAAGUUCUUAUACAGACGAGGACGGCAAUUCGCAGGCGGACGGGAAUAACGUCCAAUCUCGCAACGAGUCGAACAGUCUUACCGAGCGGGACCGAGCGCUGAUUGCGAAUUUCGCCCGUCUGGGGGAGCACCAGUCCGCCCCUGGGUCCUCGUCCUCGGGAAAUAAUACAAAUAGUACCUCUCGCCAUCACGGUGCGGGCCGGCACAACGGCCGAGGACGGAGGCGAGACGAGCACGUCAGCACGAUGAAAGGGGCUUCCUCAUCCAGCUCGGACUACCGCCGAGUCCCGUAUCAUGGCCAACAGGGUCCUCAGGGUAGCAGCCCGCACAAGAAGCCGCAGCGAAUUUCGAUGACCGACGCGAGAAACCAGGAGUACUUGCUGCCGCCGCACCAUCGACAGUACCUGGCGUCCAUGCAACAGUACAUGGCUAAUUCGAAUCCAUCCGCGGCCCAGCAGUACAGUAAUUCUAAUUUCAGUGCUGGUUCAAUGUUGAUGAACCAACAUGAACAUGCCGCUUCUCGGCAAGCGCAGCACAUGAAUAAGAGGCCGAAAGUAGCUUCUGGGUCGGGGCACAGACGCGGGAGUAGGGCGAUUCCGGGGAACGGGGGAAAUUCGGCGGCGGCCGCCGCACAAAUGAUGUAUAAUCAGAUGCACGCUGGUGGUCCGCAGAUGGCAAUGAUGGGGGGAUCCUAUUACGGACGCCCAGGUGGUGCAGGUACGGCGAACAUGGACAACGGCAACCGAAAUGCAAUGGCCGGAAACAUGCCGUACCCCCCCGGAUACCGCUGAUAGAUCUACAGUUUCAGUUUGCAGCAUCUGGUUUUCUACUCACUACAAUUGACGAGCAUGUGCUUCGUAUUCCUUUGCUAGAUGAAUCCCAGAGUUAGACUCGAUUGAAUUUGAAAAAAAUGCCUUUUCAUCUUGAAGAUAGUUUCGUAUUAGUCGGCGUUUACUAUUGUCAUUCUUACUGGUAGCUCGUCAUGGUCGCCGGAAUCGUGAGGGACUUCUACGUUCACAACCGGCAGCGUCUACGUCGUCAGUACCGGGGAAAAAACAAAGAUAUUUCUUGGCCUCCAGUGACAAAAAAUUACAACUCUCGAUAAGUACCACGCACACUAGAUAAAGUUUUUACAGAAAAAAGUGGCAGACUACAUGGCACCCUGAGCGGAAAUCUUGCAAUAAUGCAGCUUUCUCGUGUUUAUCUUUAUGAUUCAGCUUCAGGUUUAGAACUCAAUCAUCUUGCUGAAUGAUGAUCAUUAUUGAGCCAGCUAGCUACUCACGCAAAUUUACCUUGUUUGAAUAGAAAAUGAGAAAGUGAACAACGGCUUCAACACUUUUUAGUUUCACGGCAGCCAAAAGUAGCCAGAUUUUUAUUUUCAAGUGCGUUUUUUUCAAUUGCAUUUCUCUUUUUCUUGUCAAAAUUAAAGCUGCAAGUACGUGCGUUUCUUUAUGGAGGCUAUGCUUCGCACGCAGAUUGGCACGACUUCUCUCUGCUUUUUUUUAUCUCGCAUGACUUGCGCUUUUCAAUUUUGGCUUGUUAUUGUUUUGUUUGAAGUUCCAAUGUAAGGCCUCCCUUGCAUCACACGCACGACCACCCGCGGUGGUCGGAGGCAAAAAGUUUUAUCCGUUUUGUUUGAUAUUUUUUUACAAAUUCAAUAAUCUUAAAACAGUUUUCCGUAUCUACAGGUUAGCUUUCGCAUAUUCAUAUUUAUCCGUAUUCGGUUUCGCCGAGCCCGAGGAUGAGCUUUACCAUUGAACACCAUCUUGGAAAUCACAAAAAGAAAUUUUAAUUUCACAUGUUUAUCAAUAGAUUUUGGAAUAGCAUAUCUAUCACUAUCGUAAUUUCGUUUCGCGUUUCACUAAAAGUUGAACAAUUUACAUGUACAAUAAUUUUUCACCUGACCACAAGCUAGAUAGUGGUAUCUCUGGUAACUUUCGAAGAAUAGUUGUCCCUGCUUAAUGUACUGGGACAAGCUUCUGGAAUUUUCUAGACGCUAGCGCAACAGAGGGGAGGAGCAGAAAGCGAAAGUGCCGGUCUAUCUGCCACGAUACAUAUGGGGUCGCUAUUUUUCGAAGUGCUGGUAGUUUCCGUCGCAUUGACACUCACACUGGAACUAGGACCUGCACUUUCUUCGUACAAGUUUCGAGCAAUGUUGCCAAAGAAGAUGUUGUCAGUGAAGCUCACACAGACAGUAAAUCUAUGGUCC
Messenger RNA from Amoebophrya sp. A120, 7070 nucleotides. Lineage: Eukaryota; Dinophyceae; Syndiniales; Amoebophryaceae. The record is from the annotation of a GenBank genome assembly.